Messenger RNA from Strongylocentrotus purpuratus (purple sea urchin), 6454 nucleotides. RefSeq names its product dihydropyrimidinase. The record is from RefSeq and is a predicted model, not a curated record. The coding region runs from base 991 to 2724 and encodes 577 amino acids. Gene Ontology annotation, molecular function: dihydropyrimidinase activity. The transcript has 17 exons. Gene Ontology annotation, biological process: pyrimidine nucleobase catabolic process. Gene Ontology annotation, cellular component: cytoplasm; cytosol. NCBI's taxonomy places the organism in Eukaryota, Metazoa, Echinodermata, Echinoidea, Camarodonta, Strongylocentrotidae.
GUGUCUAUGCACGCUACCCCACCCCCACACACAUGCUCUAAUGCCGCCAAUCUGCCUUGCAUUGGUUAACACACAGUAGCAUUGGUAGUAUAGUCAGCGGUGGAGAGGUAUAUGACUUCUGUAUAUGUUUCCUAUAUUCCUGUGGUCGCGGGAGAUAUAUAUCCACGGUGGAAGUAUAUAUAUGGUUUGGUUGAGCUGGUGAUGCUGGGGAUUAAUUGAGCUUUGGAUAAUCUAUGAAGGAUAUUAUCAAAGCUUUGAGCUUCAAAUUGGAGGAUUCCUCGACUUGUGUUACAAGUAUUCAGCAGGUUGGCCUGAGGAGCAUGUUCUUUUGAAUAGACUUCAGAAUCCACAUGUGUUUGGCUUCAUACUCUUGUGUUAUUGAACACCUCCACGUCUUGCCGAAAUCAACAGUCGCCCAAACAAGUGGUUGAUCUCAAAUCCAGCUCUCCUAGAGGAUAUUCUUCAUCUAUCCUGUAACGCCUUGUCGAUACCUCGCAACAUCUCGCCCUGAAAACUUGCUGUCAACUUCUCCUCUCAGUCGCAUCGACGCCAUGCGAUUAGCCCACUUUUGUAUCUACAUGUAAAUUUCGGCUGAGCGCUAAUUCCUGUGCAAUUAUCCUACCUCAACCCCCACCACGGACCUGCAAUAGCUGAUUAAUGUUUGGAAUCGGCAUCUGUCGUUUGACGAGUGAAGCCUCCUAGAGUCAUAGAAAGCAGCCAUCUUGGAUGUUGAUUUCAUCAAUUAACAUACCCACCGUUGUCUCACCGUCUAUUGCGUACUUCCCUCCCCCUCACUGAUGUGCAAUCUACAACUAAAGUUGUGAAUUUCCUCUUUCUCAAACUACCACCUCAUAACUUUGUGAAUUGUCCUCGGCCGUGUACAUCUGUACGUCGUUUGGAGAUAUACAAGGAAUUUUCGCCAUAAAGCAUUUGAGAUUCUUGUGGAUUAUUAUUACUACCUAACUUGCCGGGAGCGGAAAGAACGGCAAAAUGACGACCCCGUCCAAAUUCAGAAAUGUACCAAAGACUGCUCAGAAUCGUCUUUUGAUCAAGGGAGGCAAGGUGGUGAAUAGUGACACAUCCUUCUAUGCAGAUGUGUAUAUGGAAGAUGGCAUCAUUCGGCAAGUCGGUAAGGACCUCAUCACACCAGGAGGUGCCAAGGUCCUGGACGCUAAGGGCAAGCUUAUCAUCCCCGGUGGUAUCGACACCCAUACUCACAUGCAGCUACCCUUCAUGGGAACCUGUGCUAUCGAUGACUUCUACCAGGGCACCAAGGCUGCUCUCGCUGGCGGAACUACCAUGAUCAUUGACCACUGCCUGCCAACCAGAGGUCAAUCUCUCGUUGAAGCCUACGACCAAUGGCGUGCCUGGGCUGACCCUAAGGUCUGCUGUGACUACUCCCUUCACGUCGGUAUCACCUGGUGGAGCGAGAGUGUCCAGAAGGAACUCAGCGUCAUUGCUGAAGAGAAAGGAAUCAACUCUUUCAAGAUGUUCAUGGCCUACAAAGACGUCUUCAUGCUGCAAGACUUUGAGCUGUACAGAGCGUUUGCUGCCCUCAAGGAACUUGGUGCUCUCCCAUUGGUGCAUGCAGAGAAUGGUGACAUCAUCGCUGAGAACACAAAGAAGCUGUUGGAAUUGGGCAUCAGCGGACCUGAAGGUCAUCUUCAGAGCAGACCAGAGGAUGUUGAAGCAGAAGCAGUGAACAGAGCCAUCUGUAUCGCUAACCAAGUCAACUCUCCUCUCUACGUCGUGCAUGUCAUGAGCAAAAGUGCUGCAGAUGAGAUCUCUAAAGCAAGGAGACAGGGUAAGGUGAUCUUUGGUGAGCCUAUUGCAGCUGGCCUAGGUACAGACGGGACAAACUACUUCCAUCAUGAAUGGCUCCACGCUGCGGCUCACGUUAUGGGACCCCCUCUACGACCAGACCCCACCACUCCCGGCUAUCUCAUGGAUCUACUUGCCAACAACGACCUGCAGCUGACGGGAACCGAUCACUGUACCUUCAAGUCUGAGCAGAAGGCCAUGGGGAAGGACGACUUCACCAAGAUUCCAAAUGGAGUCAAUGGUGUAGAGGACAGGAUGUCUGUCAUCUGGGAGAAGGGCGUGGAAACCGGCAAGCUUGAUGAGUGCCGCUUUGUGGCUGUUACAAGUACCAAUGCUGCCAAAAUUUUCAACAUGUACCCAAGAAAGGGUGUGAUCCAAGUAGGGUCAGAUGCUGAUGUGGUCAUCUGGGAUCCCAUGGCAACAAGGGUCAUCUCCAAGGAGACGCAUCACCAGGCUGUAGACUUCAAUAUCUUUGAGGGUAUGGAGUGCCACGGUGUUCCUCUCACCGUCAUCAGCAACGGCAGAGUGGUGUUAGAAGAUGGAGAGCUGCACGUAUCCCAAGGAGCCGGUCGAUUCAUCUCUCGUCCACUUCAUGCUCCGGAGGCUUACUCAAGGAUCAGUCAAAGAGAAAAGGUCAAUGCUUACAAGCGCGUCGACCGGGACGGCUACGAGGGUCCGAUCCACAAGAAUACAGGCCAGCCGGUCCAGAACAACUACCGCAGGACUGGCCCAUCCCCUCAGCAGUCCGAUGAACCCGCUCAACUGAACAAGCACGGAGGACGUGACCUCCAUAGAUCAGGCUUCUCUCUGUCAGGUAGCCAAGUUGAUGACAGGAAGGACAAGAGGAGCGGCCAGAGGAUUAUGGCGCCCCCAGGUGGUGCGUCAAGCCUCUCCUUCAACUAGACUCCUACCGGUAUCAUAGUGCUACGCCCUGGUAUCAUAGUGCCACGCCCUGGUUUCUUACAACUACGCCCUUUAUGCAUAGAGAAAUUGUAGCAAAAGAAAUGUAUUAAUGGAUUUUUAUGAUUAUGCCUAGCUGUUUCGUGUGACCUAUUUUUUUCCUUUUCUGUAUCUGUGGUCGUCGCAAAGGUACAUGGCCAGCUUUCACGACUGGUGUUACGAUAAAAGUUAGUUGGGGCGAAAGGAUGCACCGUGUGGUUAUAUUGGAAUGCUCUUGUAAAUAGGAAUUGGGACAGAAGGGACACGUACCAAAGGUUUAUAAAAUUGCUUGUUUGCACUGCCUAAGUAAGGAAACUGUGAGGAAAAACGUAAUUCAUAUAAGGAUAUUCAAAAACUGUAAAUAGGUAAUUGGCAUGGGUUGAGUGACUGCCAAGUGUGGGUUUAAAUUAAAAGAAACAAAAUAUUUUGUCUGAAGAAUUGGAUUUGAGGCAAUUUGGAGACAACAGAAUGGUCAUUUACUGCCCUUUUGAAUUAAAAAUUGGUAUUCUGAAAUUUGAAGAAAUUACAGUUGUAAAAACUAAAUAAAAGAUGGCAAUUUGAUGGAUUUGAUGCAUGUAUUGAUGAAAGGAAUAGCUGGCAAACAGCCCAACGACAGAUUAUGAAUAUACCUGGUACAAUGUAUGUUCAGGAUUGUCCAAAGACGCGCAAGUUUUGUCCAAGGUACAAUUCUGAAGGAAAUCAUCUUUCUACCGUUACUAAUGGAGAUGGAUUUUAGAGGGAAAAAAAUGUGCACAAAUCGCUUCAUGUAUAGGUGCACUGUUGAUAUAGGUACAUUUGAACAAAGCCAAUGUGCUUGUGAGCUACACAAUGCAAAGUAAAAUUUAAAUCCUUUUUUCAUCUUUUGUUUUGAGGAAAAUGAUAGAGUGCUUUUGUUCUACAGAGCUUUCAAUAUACUCUUCAAAAUUCAUUCCAUUCUUUAUUUCAUUUAUAGUUACUUCAAAUUUGAAACUUUGAUGAAGGGCUUGUUCAACAGGAAGGAUAACAGUAAGGGUUACUUGUGAGAUCAAGAUUACUUGUGAGAUCAAGAUUACUUGUGAGAUCAAGAUUACUUGUGAGAUCAAGGUUACUUGUGAGAUCAAGAUUACUUGUGAGAUCAAGGUUACUUGUGAGAUCAAGGUUACUUGUGAGAUCAAGGUUAAUUGUGAGAUCAAGAUUACUUGUGAGAUCAAGAUUACUUGUGAGAUCAAGAUUACUUGUGAGAUCAAGAUUACUUGUGAGAUCAAGAUUACUUGUGAGAUCAAGAUUACUUGCUCUUACGUCAACUUACUUGCCCAGGUUCCAGGUAUCUAAUGAUAAGCUUGCUUAAUGGGGCAAGCUAUUUUUAACGGGCUUACCCUUUGGUAUGCAUAGGUUGCCCUGGAAAAGUGGCAAGUUGAUUUUUGUAGCGGUUUUAAAGUCAUGCAGCUGUUUUGCUCUGGGGGUCUGGUUUUUUCACAUAUGAACAAUCGGAUCGAUGUUAAUCACUUGUUUCUUUCUAAAGAAAGAUAUACAUCGUAAAAUAAAGGUUAAGCAUGAUUCACAACAAUAAAGGUGCGAUGUAAAAGGGAAAUCAGCGUGUGGGUAUUGUAUCAAUGGUACCGUACUUAAAACUUAACUUUUGGUUUUAAAUCAAUUAUUUACAUUUCUUUUUCUCUUUCAAAAUGUGAAGAUUUUUAUUACCUAUGUAAUGUUGAUUGAAAUAGGUCUAUAUUGGUUUGUAGAUAAUUUGACAUCAAAUGCUAUUAUAUAACAAAGGAUCGUUUUAUGUUCGUUUCGAUUAUCAUUUCUAUUCAAUGGUUACACUAAUUAGAUAGUACUAGUAUCGCUUUUUCAGUAGUUAGAUCAUUUUUAUACUGAAAACUGAAAGUAUUUGGCGAAUUUCAGAUGUUGUUCCAUCGAUGUUAAUUCUUCCCAGUUGUAUUGUUCGAGCGAUAGCAUUAUUUUUUCGUGUGCAUGUACGGCCGCCAAAAAUAUUAUGGAUCGUAGAUGCUCUCAGGCUAUGAAGUGCGCCCCCUACAGCCCAUCCAUGUAAGAUGUGGCCUUUGUAGACGAGGUGCUGUUGGCAUAGAAACGUUCACGGCAUGAAGCUUUCAUGGAUUGUUUAUGACGGCCGUUUCCAUGGCAAGAAACUCGCGAAUUGCAUAAAAUUCCUUGCAAUUCAACCAUUUUUCUUGCAUGAAAGUUCCUGAUUCUCAACUACUUGUGAUAGUUUUAUGCAUGUGAAGUUUCUGUGCUUACAGGUCAUACUGUGUAUUGUUGUCAUGAAAUGCAAGAGUUAAAAUGCAAAGCUUUUCUAUGCAGAUGAGCUCAUUUGCCACAGGUAUACACAAUGUACACAUUUUAAAGGUUUUCAGAGUGCAUUUACUACAGAGAGUUGCAUCAAUGGGGUACAGAGGUCAAAUGAUUACAUACGCUACAUGUAAUGUAAACCCUGGACCAUUCAGAGAUCACUUCCUGUGGUGCAACUCUCCUACAUACAAAAAUGUCUUCAAUUCGGCGGUUCGUGUGCAUAAAAGAACAUGUUUAAUGUAAAAAAGAAGCAUUGUAAAAAUGAUGGAUGAAAGUGAGGCAUUUCAAAUUGCAGAUGAAAAUCUCACCACUGUUGUAAAGCUACCAUGUACAAGUAUGAUGAAAAUGAUAACUUUGCACCGCUUUGAAUGUUAGCAAAAUCACUUGAAAGAAAACCAAAACUAUGAUAGAUAAUUGAUGUUGUAUAUAGAUCAUUAUGCCUUGUGGAAACUACUUAAAUUCUCUUUCUUCAUAUAUUUCUCUCUCUAUAUCUCUCUUUCUGUCUUUUUCCUGCACCGUCUCUAUAAACUGUAUAUAUUCAUUAGAUGUGUCCGUAGCGCAAAGUUUUAGUAGUAUGGAGUUUGUGACUGCCGAAAAAGAAGAAACUGAGCAAAAAUAUACUUCGUAGGGAGAAAUAAAAGAGUAUUGCAUGUCAAUUAAAUGGAUCUGUUUGACUUCAUUACUGACUAAAAAAUAAAAAGUAUUAAAUCUGGCACAUCCCUCCGUUAUAACUGAAUAAAGGCUUGAUGAAUAUGUAAUGGACUUGGGCAAAAUUUGUAUGUACUGUUACUUCCAAUUCAGCAUUUUCUCUAUGGAAUUUAAAUUAAAUUAAUCACGUCUCUCAAAAUUGUUCUUGGUGAAUUUCUGUCUGUGUGAACGAAAAAUCAUACAUAAUCAUUUUUUUUUUGGUGGCUGAAAGCAUAUAUAGUAAUUAUUUAUCAAUGAAUCAUGCUUAUAAAAUUACAUGACGAUAAUUCCAUGUAUCGUGAUAUUUGAAGUAUAUUUAUAGGCAAAUGUAACGUUUCACGUUGCGUAAAUGCAUGCCCGCUGCUAUACUGUAUGUCAUUUGAGUGUAUAUUAAUAGGAGUAUGUUAUUUAUACAUGAAAAUGUUUUUUGCAUUCCCCUGCCCAAUAUGUAGAGCAAAAAAAGUUCUAUAUGUGCAUUAGUGUGACGUGUCUGUAGUAAUACAUUGUAGCAUUGAAUAUACCAAAUUCGGUCUGGGAUGUAACACAGAGACGUAUAUGUUUCCAUUGAUUUGCUAACAGUCAUCUUUUAAGUCUGUAAAAAAAAAAGAUAUUCUUCAAAUUUGUUGUGGUUUGUCCUGCAUUGUGGUGUGUUUUGCCUAUAAAAGUAAUUUUGUUUUUAGAGAAAAAAAUUAAAUAAAUGAAUGUUGAAAAGCUGGAA